Molecule: messenger RNA, 873 nt
Organism: Orussus abietinus
Lineage: Eukaryota; Metazoa; Arthropoda; Insecta; Hymenoptera; Orussidae
Gene: eEF1beta
Product: elongation factor 1-beta'
Exons: 3
Coding region: 102-764 (220 amino acids)
Biological process (GO): translational elongation
Cellular component (GO): cytosol; eukaryotic translation elongation factor 1 complex
Molecular function (GO): translation elongation factor activity; guanyl-nucleotide exchange factor activity
Source: RefSeq, a predicted model, not a curated record
GGGGCAGCCUUUCUCGCCGACUCUCUCUUCCGGCGAGCAGUCUAGAGAGUUUGCUACUGUUAAAAUUCGUGUAAUAUUUAUCAAUUCAUAACGCUGUCGCCAUGGCCGUCGGCGAUCUGAAGACUGACAAAGGUGUUAAGGAUCUGGAUGCGUACCUCGCUGAACGCAGCUAUGUAGAAGGAUGGCAAGCAUCGCAAGCUGAUGUUGCAGUUUUGGAGGCUUUAGGAGAAGCUCCCUCACCUUCAAAUCCACAUGUGCUAAGAUGGUAUAAUCAUAUUAAGUCGUAUGACUUAAAGAUUCUUCCGGGUGAAAAGAAGGCUCCUUCUGUACUGGGUAGUACCACAUCUGCAGCCCCUCCCAGUGAUAAGCCUGCAGAUGAUGAGGAUGAUAUUGACUUAUUUGGUUCUGAUGAAGAGGAUGAUGCCGAGGCCGCUAAAGUUAGAGAAGAGAGAUUAAAGGCUUAUGCUGAAAAGAAGUCACAGAAACCGGCUGUUAUUGCCAAGUCUAGUAUUGUAAUAGAUGUUAAACCUUGGGACGAUACAACGGAUAUGAAAGCAAUGGAAGAGUCAGUCAGGUCUAUUACAAUGGAUGGAUUAAUUUGGGGUGCCUCAAAACUUGUACCAGUAGGCUAUGGCAUACACAAACUACAGAUCAUGUGCGUAGUGGAAGAUGACAAAGUAUCUGUAGAACAUCUGAUCGAACUCAUUCAGGAGUUCGAUAGUGUAGUUCAGUCUGCAGAUAUUGCAGCCUUUAACAAAAUUUAAAUAAUCCAAUAACUUUUAUUAUCAAAUUAAUAAAUAUUAAUUGUUUGUAUAUAUAAUUUGUUACUGAAUAUACCUAGAAAGAACCUUUUCCGCUGCCAUUACAAAGCAA